CGCAGUCGGGCCUUGGUCACCGCGGUAACGCGCGCUGGGCUGGUGUUUCAGCAUGAGCUUGCGGGUCGCGCGGGCCCGGUGGGCCCGGGGCUUGGGUGCCGGCUGCCGCCGCCGCGCCUCGAGCUUCCCGGUGCCUCCGCCGGGCGCCAAGGGCGUGGCAGAGCUGCUGCGAGAAGCGACGGAAGCGGAGGAGCAGCCCUGGGCGGCGGAGACGCGGCGAACGCCGGGGCAGUGCUCGGUGCUGCUCUUCCCCGGCCAGGGCAGCCAGCUGGUGGGCAUGGGCCGCGGUCUACUCGGCUACCCGCGCGUCCGAGAGCUCUACGACGCCGCCCGCCACGUGCUGGGCUACGACCUGCUGGAGCUGAGCCUGCACGGGCCGCAGGAGGACCUGGACCGCACCGCGCACUGCCAGCCCGCUGUCUUCGUGGCUUCGCUGGCGGCGGUCGAGAAACUCCAUCACCUGCAGCCAGCGGGCUUCUCAGCAGUGGCGCUGUUCACCACCACUGCCAGUGUCUCUGGCACAGAAUGGAGUUUGUGCUUUUCCUUUCGGGUCUGGCCUCCCUCCUUCAUUAUGAGUCCUGAUUUUUCCAAAUGCUCUUCUCUCUGGACAGGUUUGUAUGCGGUGAAAAUCCGAGCUGAGGCCAUGCAGGAAGCUUCAGAAGCUGUUCCCAGUGGAAUGUUGUCUGUCCUUGGCCGGCCUGAGGCCAAGUUCACCUUCGCCUGUUUGGAAGCCCAGGAGCACUGCAAGUCUUUGGGCAUAGAGAACCCCGUGUGUGAGGUGUCCAACUACCUCUUUCCUGAGUGCAGGGUGAUUUCAGGACACCUAGAGGCUUUGAAGUUUCUCCAGAAGAAUUCCUCUAAGUAUCACUUCAGACGCACCAAGCUGUUGCCAGUUAGUGGUGGGUUCCACACCCGCCUCAUGGAGCCAGCCGUGGAGCCACUGGCACAAGUUUUAAAGACAAUCAGCAUUAAGAAGCCUCUGGUUUCCGUCCACUCAAACAUCAAUGGGAACAGAUACAUGCACCCCAAGCACAUCCAGGAGCUGCUGGUCCAGCAGGUGGUCUCCCCGGUGAAGUGGGAACAGACGAUGCACGCCAUAUACACAAGGAAGAAAGGCACUGCGUUCCCCCAGACUUUCGAAGUGGGCCCUGGGCAGCAGCUGGGAACCAUCCUGAAGAACUGUAACCUGCAGGCCUGGAAGUCGUACAGCCACGUGGACGUGCUGCAGGCCACCGAGGACCCAGACCCGGACCCCGAGUAGUCUCCGCGGUGACCCCGUCUGUCCUCACAGUACAGGCUGUGGGCUGCGCCUGCUCCGCCAAUUUUGUUCACCCCUCAUUCAACAGCUGGGAGACUGGUCCCACAUUUGUCUACUCACCCAAGAAGUACGUGUUGAGUGCCUGCUGGAUGCCAGAGAGCGAGCAGCCUCUGCCCUGGUAGGAGAGGGUCCUUCAGCAAGGUGCGGGAGUGUGCAGGUGCCUGGGAAGGGGGG
Propithecus coquereli (Coquerel's sifaka) is the source of this 1492-nucleotide messenger RNA. It is a transcript of the gene MCAT, whose product is annotated as malonyl CoA:ACP acyltransferase (mitochondrial). NCBI's taxonomy places the organism in Eukaryota, Metazoa, Chordata, Mammalia, Primates, Indriidae. The record is from RefSeq and is a predicted model, not a curated record. The transcript is spliced from 4 exons. Gene Ontology annotation, molecular function: transferase activity. Bases 53 to 1261 code for a protein of 402 amino acids.